AUGAUUGCACAAAAUAGUGCCCUCACACUGACCUUCAAUCAUCUCGUAUUACCCCCGAGACUACCUGGUCGGCAGGACUCUGAAGCUGAAGCUCAAGACGUCCAAAAGGACCUGGUGCACCGUGUACUCGACGCGCUCGAAAGUCUUAAAGGUAGUCUGGACGAAAAGGCUGCGGUUGCUUGGGAAGCCAUUGAGAAAGCGCUUAAUAUAUGCAAGGAAGUGAACCAUGAUGGAUGCAUUAAUGAGACAUCAUUGCUCAAUGCACUUACAAAGCUGCAGCAGAACAAUGCGAUUAUUUUAUACGUCGGUGCACAAAAUGCGUGCAUCCUUAUCAGAAAGCCACAUGACGACGAGAAAACAGUCAUAUUUGAAGCAUUCGAAACUUCACCCGCAGCGGAGCCAGUUCUCGCAGCAAAAGGCACUCUACAGUGGGACUUUCCAGGAUCGGCAGUGUCUGUUCCGCUCGACGUGUUUGAUAAUCCAGUAUUCCUCAGGAGUCUAGCUGCAUUUCUCGAGCGGGCAAGUUGCGAAGUUCUGGAUGAAUUUACACCCAAAACACGGAAGGCUGGGGCUGAGAUUUCCGAAACUCGCGAUACAGUUAAUCCCGCGAUAAUCACCCAGUUCCUUAUGACACUGCUGCAGUCGAACGGGUGUCGGAUAUACCCACCAGUACUCCGUAAACGUGUCAAAGAUGAUGUGUGCUGGGAAAAUGCAGAGCUGCCGUGGAGAAGAAGUCCAUUCUGGCUUGCCCUCCGAGUGUGCAUCCAACGGCUGCUUUACUUGAGUUUGGGAGCUGAACUAGGACGUAUACAGUAUAAAUUCGCAAUGUGCACUCUGAUGGCGCGCCUAUUAUCGGAUUCUGUCAAUACAAUCGAUCCAGAGCAAUGUAAUUUCCUCAAGACAAAGCUCUGUCGCCGCCUUGCAAAAUUGGAGACGGACAAGCAAAAUUCAUCUGAGGGUGUGCGGGAUGCAUAUGCACGGGUGUUUGCUACCAUUGGGCCAUAUUGUCAACAGUCAAUCAGCAAAGCAACCGCUAUCUUUGAAGCAAAAUGGAAGUCUUUUAGGAACACGCUUUGCCGACGAAUACCGCUGCUUCCAAAUCGCGCUGAGGACAAAGACUUAAAGUUGGCGUUGCGGAAUAGUUUGGGGUAUAUGGGACAUAUCCUUAACCCGUCCCAAGUUUCAACGUGGGUUCAACGUACGGUAGAUCCAGCAAUGCUUGGGCAGCAUUCUAGAAAGGAUACCACUGAGCAAUUCGGAGCACUGAUGACGCGGUACUUCUUACUGGCAGAGAAAGAGCGAGCUAUUGAAUCCGAUGCACGAGACAUCCCAGAGAGCAAGGAUCGUUGUGAAGCUCUAUGUAUAGAUCUCGCACAUCAAAUUAAUGAAUAUAUUGGUGCUGUUGGGAAUGCGUACGACUACGAUCCCGAGCAAAUAAGUAUUUUUGUUCUUAGCAUAUUCGAGAUGUGGAUGCAUAUGGACCGGUGUGCGACAGUCGCAUAUCCCUUGCUUAAGGACUACCACCCAUGGAUAAAACCCGAGAUGCUGGAUGUGCUACUCCUGUCAAGAUGGGUUGAUAUGGAACGCCUUCAGAGGAUCCAGCUUUAUCUCGAUAGACGCUGUACGGAAGCGAAAACGGUCAAUAUGACUAUUUUCACUGAUCCAGAUGCUGGAGGUUUUACAGAUCAAUAUUUCGACUUGGAGGAAGCUAGAAAUAUGCGUGCCUUGCAAGGACAAAUUGAGACUGCCUCUUUAGCAGCUCGAAAUAGGAAGGAGGAUGAGUUGCAACGAGUUAAUGCGGAAUACGAGGAUCUUACCGAGAAAAAGGCAUCCAGCUCUUGCACUGACCGAAGGCAUCCAGAUGGGACCCAUGAUAUUAAGGGAUGUAGUCAUUGUUACUACGGUAGGUGUUGUCGGCGCCUUAAGAUAGAUGUCCACGAGGACUUUCUACCGCCGGAGAGCAAGCGUGUUGAAAAGAGGGCGAUUAUUUUCGAACUCUCCUUACCGAAACCUGUGGCGGCCUAUCGAAAUUCUACAUGGAAUAUUAUCACAACGCUCUGCUAUCAGGCAGAAGCGUUAGCUUCAGAUGAGCCGGAAAUGUUGCUUUGUGAUUACACCCAGCUGAAAAUGUAUAGCAGCAGCAUCAACAGUAGACGAGGAAUUUCUUUAGCGUCUGAUACAAAAUCAUAUCUAGGGACACAUUACAAAUCGAAAAAAUUCCCAGUAAAGACUCGAAAUGUUUUGCUCCCGUUGGGAUUGAAGUUUUCAUACUACGACGAAGAACGCAAAAUAUGGCUGAAGAAUUUUCCCAAGGAGCUGACUUUGGCGCAUCAUUCUGCAAUGCAUCUACCCAGAAACCUGCCAUUUUCAGCCCUCUACGCUUCUUCUGCCUUUGCAGCUGACGGGCCAGGCCCUUCAUCAUAUGCAUCCAUUGCCAAAAUUCCCGAAUGCCCAUCCAACAUCAGCAUCCACGAGUUUAUUGCACACCAGAAUCUUAUGGGCGGCAAAAAUCGACGUUGGUUUUCGAUUCUGUGCGAGCUGGGAUCCUCAAAUGUUAACUUCAGCCUUCAGGAUACGAUGGUGCUCUUUCGUCUUCUCGCACUACAGGCUGGACCCAGGUUAAACGCGACCGACGAUACAUUACGAGCCGUGCAUUUCGUGUUUAGGGAUUCUAACUUCUGUGACAGGUUAAUUGAGCAAAUCAUGGUACAUGUGGAAAUGGUAUCGUCUAACUGGCGUGAGAGCAAUUACAUGGAAACCCUGCUUAUCUUGACAAACCAGCUUUGCGCUUUCUGCUGUGUGGAAUCACGCAGACGAGCGCAAGAACUCCUGUUGACGAUUCGGAAAGCCACACUUACUUGGAUCACCCUUCUGAGAAGCGAGAUGCGCAAUGCCCAAGAAGCGGACACUGCAGAAAGAACGGCUAAGUACUGCUUUAUAUCUACCCUCCUGUGCCGUAGGACAUUCGUGCCCCAGGCUCGCAGCAGCUUAGAGCUAGAUGCAGAAAGUUUCCGCUGCUUUAUUGAGGCGACGCUAGCUAUGCAAGAAAGUUUGGUGAUCGACCUAAGUAAAUUCACACCAUGGACGCGCAGUAUGCUUGUUCGGGACAUCAAGAUGAUGGAGGCCAUGCGCCCUGUACUUCGGGAGUCAGUUAUAAAAUAUCCCGCCAGCUUAGGAUUGGCCAUUGAUGCUUUCUGGCCGAAUGUUGUUUCUAACUCGCGAUCAUAUACUGAGUGGGAAUUUCUACUACAUUCGCACGAGUGGUGGGUUACUUCAACCGUUCAGGCUGCAGAACACACCGAACCCCAAGUUCUGCAUUACCAUCUACUCGAGGGCCACCUACUCGUGGAUGGGCGAGCGAUGGGCAAAUUGCCAACAGAUAUUCGGGAUUCGGAAAGCUUGAAGGAAUUAUUUGGCAACCAACGCCUUGUUGCUUUCCCGUCGAGCAUGCCCGGAAUGAGCUAUACGCUUGCGAUGGAUAAGGACGGUCACCGUGUCCAUAUAGGAUAUCGAGAGCAGCAGUUAAUUAUACGAGCGCAGAAAUCUGGUAAAUUAUUGGAGCUCAUUCCUCGCUAUGUGUUUGGCUACGGACAAUCAUCGGAUUUACCGGUCCAACUAGUUGAUAACUGCGUUCACUGGAUGGACAUCGAAUCUGGAAUUGUUGAAAUUAGGAGACAACCUCAUAUUUGGAGAGAUAGUGCCUGGACUAUAAACGUCCUGACUCGCAGAGUCAUGCGGCGACAUGUCCAUUUGGUUGAUCCACAUUGCGCUCUUUUCGCCUCGGUGGCACAAAUUUUCGAAGAUUUUGAACAACCUCAUAUGCUGAUGGUGGUCCAGUCGUUGAAAGGAGCCCUCUCCGUGGAGUUAAAGCGAAUGGACCUCACUUUCUAUGUUAAUAGGAAACGUCUGCUGCAGUGUAAGCAGCUAGCCGCAGAGAUAGAUCCAAAUCAGGAUGCAGGUACUCUCUAUGGACUCAAAAGCAUGCUCAUCCUUCGCAAUAUACACAAUCGCUCACAGCGUAGUGUUAUCACAAUGCUGGGAAGGCCAUUCUAUGAGCGUCUUGGGAUGCACGUUGUUGUUCGAAUAGAAAAUACUGGUUCCUAUGCACGAUACACGAUUGACAACAUCCUCGGGCGUCUCUACAGCCCACCGGAGCCACGGCUUCUGUACAACAAGGCACAACUGCAUGCAUUGACUUCAUUCUUUUUGCCAGACCCCCUUACAGGCCGUACAGGCACAGAAGAAGCAUUAUCUUGCUUGCAGUCGGGAUCUUGCCAACCUUCAACUCCUCUUAACAGGAUGCAUUUUCAAAUACUGGAAACGCUCUCGACUUUGACUCCAAGACGAGAAUACUACCCGAAAGGCAGAAAAUGCCAGCAGUCGGUGUUCUGGGAUCCCAAACUGACGACUACUAUCCAGCACGAUGGGUACAAAACAGUUGUUGACUCAAUCGUGGAGAAAUCAGAGAUAUUGUCUCUAUUUCACUUAGAGAUUGGAAACCAUAACAUGGAUACGUGGUCUAGUGCUAUACACCUCCAAGAACGGGCCCGCUGGAGAAGAUCAAUCUAUGAACGUAGAGGAAUAUUUUUCGCAGAACCCGAUUCACCACAAGAUUUGCCAUAUGCAACGCGAGAUGGCUGGACAAGUUCUCGACGCACAUCUAAUGUGAGUGAAGUUGUGACCUUGCUUAGGAAGCGGCCUUUAUCUCUUCGUACGACACCCAAGCUGGUGGAAAUAUUCCAGAAAUGGCCUGUUAUUGGUGGAUAUAUUAGUUCUUUUACAACAAGUUCCCUAAAUGGGUGUCUAGAUAUCGAUCUUGGUCACGAAUGGGGCAGUUUGGUUCUUCUCUGCAGAGACAGCAAACUGGAAGACUCUUACCACCUUAUGUUCCUGCUGGGAAUCGUUGCGUAUAAAAGUGGCGUUGACAUGGAAGUCUUGCGAUCGAUUGUCGCAUUUUUUCUGCUGGAUGAUCUCAAGCAGCUUCAAUAUCCUCCUUAUUCAUUGUUCACUGGAUUCGAGGCGGGCGAAGAGAUCAAACUUGAUGCACUAGUCAACCUGGCAAUGCCAUUUUAUGAGCCAUACCGAGAUCCUCCUAUACAAGGAAAGAAAAAGAAAAGGAACAAAACUCUCCAGGAAAUCCGUCGGCUGGAGCUCGCUAGGGAGGAUCAUGAGUUGAGAUGUGUCGAUGAGUGUCAGAGAUUUGCGGCAUUGUUGCAAAACCAGUGGCCAUGUGCGGAGCCCACUGUAGAAGGGUUUGAAUCGACAUAUCUAAAUGUUCAUUUGGCUAUGAAGGAGAUUAUUCCCGAGUGGCAAAGAUUGUACAAGAACUUGCAGCUGUUUAACUAUGUUCAAGAAGUUCAAAUGAUCCUCGACAAACACUCAGCUCCCAUAAAUUCUGUUGAUGAAAGCCCUACAUGUCUGCCAUAUAAAAUAUACGGAGACAAAAGGUGUGAUUAUUCUAUUCCUCUCUUAGGGGGGGCGCUUCUGCAAAAGCCAGGGCCUAUGAUCAACGCAUACCACAACUCAGAGAGCCUUAAACAAUUGACUAGCGAGACGACCGCAACCAUCUGGCAGACUUCGCUUAUUAAACCCAAGGCAUAUAUCAAGCCUGAAACAAUGGAGAUUGAGUCAAUUGUCGGUGCUAUUAUAAAUUCAGAUUGUCCGGUCCAAUUGAAAUAUGGUCAAGAUCUGAAGGGAAGUAUUGCUGCACUGAAACUGGUCGAGCGAGAAGCAAAGCAAAAGAUCAGCGUGAAUACCGAUUACUUGGAGGGAGUUAGGUGGUUCAACAAUAAAAUCCACACAGCUCGCACGUGUGUAGAUCAGCAUUAUAAUCAGAUUGUCGAGUCCCUAUCACAUGGAGACUCGAGAUUCGUGUGGCUGCAACAGAGCAAUCUUUGGCCAUGUAUAAUGCCCUUGUCUAUCCUCCAACAGCUUGGAUCAAAAUCACACUGCUUGUUUGGGCCGGGUAUGAAAGACGCGAUAAUUGCAUAUGGAUUGGCGAUUGUUCAGCUACAAAAGCUGAUCCGGAUGAAGGAAGCCUUUACAAGAAACGACAAGGAAACACUGCACCAAGAGUAUAGGAACCGCGGCCAUGUUAAUUGGCAGCCUUCUGAUUAUCCGGACUGGCUGCUAUUGGAAAUUGACGCGAAUAUGCAGAUUCGCGAGGAUCAGGCUACCGUGGCCUUAGAAAUAAUCUCUCCCAGCUCAGGCUCCAACUCCGUUCUGCAAAUGAAUAUGGGUCAAGGAAAGACAUCUGUUAUUAUGCCAAUGGUUGCUUCUAUACUAGCCGACAGAAAAACACUUACUAGGAUUCUAGUACCGAAGGCUCUGUUAUCGCAAACUAUACAGGUCCUUCAGUCCCGCCUGGGAGGACUCUUGGAAAGAGAGAUAACUCAUAUCCCAUUCUCACGACGGACACCAACGGGUACGGACCUUAUUAAGAAAUACCGUUGGAUCCAUGAGGAUCAAUUAAAUAAGUCAGCCAUCAUUGUGGGGAUUCCCGAACAUGUUUUGUCAUUUAAACUUAGCGGGAUCCAGCGAAUAUCCGACUUGAAAAUCCCUGAAGCAUCCGAAAUGGUUGCAGCCCAGUGCUGGAUGGAUCAAGUUUGCCGUGAUAUCCUUGACGAGUGUGAUUUCACUCUGGCUGUUAAGACACAGCUUAUCUAUCCAAGUGGUUCACUGCUGUCGGUUGAUGGACACCCCAAUCGCUGGGAAGUCACUAUGGCUGUCCUCGGUCUUGUUGCACAUAAUCUACAUGAUCUUGCUCAACAAUUCCCACAGAGCAUUAACGUUGUGGAACGGACAGCCACAGGAUUCCCUGUGGCGUAUUUUCUGAGAAAGGAUGCCGAAGAGGCCCUGACGCAAAGAAUAAUAAGUAAUAUUUGCGGUGGUCAAAUAUCACUUGUUCCCAUUCGGGACUGCACACAGGAAGAGCAAGAAGCAAUACGAAUCUUCCUCUCUCAGGAACACAUAAAAUACUCAGUCUCAAAAUGUGUUUCAGGACUUUUUCCGGAUGCACCCAAGGUCCGGAAGAACAUAUACCUCCUGCGUGGGCUACUCGUGCAUGGUAUUUUGCUCCUAUGCCUGAAGAAAAGAUGGAACGUCCAAUACGGACUGCAUCCGCGUCGUGAUCCCAUGGCUGUUCCAUUCCAUGCCAAAGGCGUCCCCUCUGACCAAGCUGAAUGGGGCCAUCCCGAUGUGUCCAUACUUUUCACUUGUCUUGCCUUCUAUAACCAAGGCCUUAGCCUGCCUCAACUUCUCCAGAGCUUGCAGGGAAUUUUAAGAUCUGACGAUCCUGCCACAGAGUAUGAUCGGUGGACCCAGGCAUCACUCACAUUACCGGAACCAUUAAGGCAUUGGAACACCAUCAACGUCGAUGACGAAGGCCAAGUCACCGAGAUAUGGCGGCAUCUUCGCAUGAAGAUGGUUGUUAUUAAUCACUUCCUGAAGAAUUAUGUAUUCCCUGCCCACGCGAAACAGUUCAGUGUUAAAGUGCAGGCCUCCGGGUGGGACAUUCCUCUGUUUAGCAACAAGACUGUCAUGUCUCCAGUUGCUGGGGUCCGGAGGUCGGGGUUGACAAGUGGCUUUAGUGGCACCAAUGAUAAUCGAAGGCUUCUUCCUCUUACGAUUAAACAGCAAGAUCUUCCUCAGUUGCUACACACCAAUGCGGAGGUUCUCACUUACCUCUUGCAGCAGAGAAACCGACUAUACCAGCUUGCGGUCACCAAAGAUGGUAGCCGAUUCUCAGAACUAGACCUCGUCACUUAUCUUAUGCAAAGGAAGAUUAGAGUCCUCAUCGACGCGGGGGCUUUUAUCCUUGAAAUGGAUAACCGGACGCUUGUCAGGGCUUGGCUCCAGGAGGAUACCCAGGCUCAGGCUGCGAUUUACUUCGGACUGGACAAUAAGCCCUGGGUCCAGUACCAAAACGGGAAGAUUGCUCCGCUUGUAGCAACCCCUUUCGCUGAUAACAUGGAUAAUUGUUUGGUCUACUUGGACGAAGCCCAUACUAGAGGUACCGAUCUAAAGCUGCCGCCUGAAGCUCGUGGGGCGUUAACUCUGGGCUUAAACCAAACGAAAGACCACACGGUCCAAGCUGCAAUGAGGCUACGUCAGUUGGGCACAACGCAGUCUGUCACCUUUGUUGCUCCACUGGAGGUGCAUCAGAGCAUUCUAGAUGUUCGUCAGAAAAGUGCAAAGGAACAUGUUGAUUCAUCGGAUGUCAUUUCCUGGCUUCUCCAUCAGACCUGCACGAAUACUAGAGACUUGCAGUCUCUAUACUUUGCUCAAGGUGCAGAUUUCUGUUAUCGGAUGCAAGCAGUGGAAAGUUAUAGGGAGUUCCUAACGAAUGUUGAUCAUCGCAAGGCAUAUAUGGGGUACUUGCAGCAAAGUGAGCAACAGACACUGGAACAGCUGUAUGAGCCGAAGUCGGACAAGGAACAUGAUAUAGCAACUUCGUUGGAUACCGCCAAAUUGCCUCUUAGUGGAAAACUAAGUAUUUUUAUGGAAGAGCUUAGGGAGAGUCGCCGACAGUCGCAUGUGGGUCACGGCUCAGUGACCAGUUCAGCGUUAGAGGAGGUAGAACAAGAGCGAGAGGUUGCUUACGAAAUUGAGGAGGAGAAAGAAAUGCAACGUCCUCAUGCCAUGAAAGCGCUGAAAUUCCCUGGACUACAUAAAUCCAUUCUUAACUUUUUACAGACUGGAAUUCUACAAGAUAAAGGUGGCUAUAUGAAUGCAUCAUAUGUCCUAGAAUCAUCAGAGUUGGGGCUGAAACACAAAAUCGACGCUUCAACACUCCUUCCGCAGCUCUACGUUUCGGUAGAGUUCACGAGAACUGUGAUGAAGUCGGGUAAAACAAAUGAUAACUUUAUGCGUCCUGUCAACUGGCUUCUUUGGAGUAUCGAGACUGGUGUCGGUAUUGUUAUUAUUCCCGAAGAAGCCGAAGAGGCAAUUUCUCUUCUUCGUACAGCUGCAAGGUCACCCGUGCACCUAGUAUUAUAUGCGGCACCAUUCACAAAGAGAAUGCUACACUUCAACAAUCUGGACUACUAUGCGUUUCCUAGCCUCCCGACAGGCUGGGUUCCACCAGCAUGGCUUCCAUUCGAGCUCGGCAUUCUAGCAGGACGACUGUACUUUAAUUUUUGUGAAUAUCCUUCUCUGUUGGAUCGCCUCCAGUUAGAUCCUGAAGAUUCAUUGAAGACCAUGGAGGCCCUUGCUAGAGGCCAUUUCAACUUCCUGCAGGAGUGGUUGUCUCUUCGCCGCCAGGGACAGGAUAUUUCACAUACCCCGAUGGGAUACAUAUGUCAGGGCUGGCGACUUCGCAGUGACCAUCCGUUCUUCUUGACGAAGCGCGCAGAAGGGCCCGACAGUGGUAGUGGCCAAUUCGUUCAGGUUCCAAGCUUCGAGGCACAGAGUGACCAUGAGGAAUUCUUGUACAGUGAUGACGAUGAUGAUGAUUCAGUUGUGGUAGAGGAAGGAUAUGAUGGGGAAUUAGGGGAAGAUGAGAUUGAUCGGCCGUGA
Aspergillus tanneri is the source of this 9516-nucleotide messenger RNA. RefSeq lists its product as uncharacterized. The transcript has 4 exons. The coding region runs from base 1 to 9516 and encodes 3171 amino acids. NCBI's taxonomy places the organism in Eukaryota, Fungi, Ascomycota, Eurotiomycetes, Eurotiales, Aspergillaceae. The record is from RefSeq and is a predicted model, not a curated record.